Messenger RNA from Carica papaya (papaya), 4226 nucleotides. The record is from RefSeq and is a predicted model, not a curated record. Lineage: Eukaryota; Viridiplantae; Streptophyta; Magnoliopsida; Brassicales; Caricaceae.
UUUCACCACCGCUAUAUCAUCACCCUCACUCUCACCUUUCCUGCUGCUGCUUCUUCCUCUUCUUCUUCUUCUUCUUCUACUGCGACUCUAUAAUUUAAUCGCCGAGAAACAGUUGCCAUCAACAUCGGUCUCGUCUAAGAAGAAAUUAUGAAAUAGAAGAAGAUAACAGUUCCCUCUCUAAACAAAAAAGUAAGCCCUAGGUUUCCUUCAAUUGAGUUUUCAGCUCUUCGAUGGAUUUUUCCGAGACUGAUCAUCGUCAAUCAUAAUAAGAUAAAAGGGUGACUGAUUAAUUAAUGGGAAAUCGAGGCCAAAAGCGUACAGAUAUGGGCGAGCUGCCGGCUGAUAAGAGAGCUUGUAGUUCCUUGGAAUUUAGACCGAGUUCAUCUAAUUCAUCGGUUCAAUCCCAAAUCAAUUCUACAAACUCCACAGCUGAAACUUGCGAAGCUGAUAUGGAAACCUCAUCAUCUGUUUCCGCCUCAACCCGGUCAGAGGAAGAGCCAGAGAAGGAUUCGGCAUUUGGGUCAUGUGACUCUGAUGAUGAAGAGCCAAGACAUAGAAGCCUUCGUGAUUUUCAGAGGCGGAGGUCGUCUGGGGAUCAUGGAAAAGUGAAGAGUAUUUUGUCAAGUUUGAGUGGAGAAACUGAAGUUUCUGGGCAGUUAGCUGCACUUUCAGAGUUAUGUGAAGUGUUGUCAUUCUGUACAGAGGAUUCGCUCUCGAGUAUGAUGGCCGACUUGUUGUCUCCAGUUCUUGUAAAGCUAGCAAAGCAAGAGAAUAAUGCAGAUGUGAUGCUACUAGCCAUUAGGGCUAUAACUUAUCUAUGUGAUGUAUUUCCUCGAUCAUCAGCUUUCCUUGUUAGACAUGAUGCAGUUCCUACUCUUUGUCAAAGGUUAAUGGCUAUCGAAUACCUAGAUGUUGCAGAGCAGUGUUUACAAGCAUUAGAGAAAAUAUCUAGGGAGCAACCAUUAGCAUGUUUACAGGCUGGUGCAAUUAAGGCUGUUUUGAGUUUUGUUGAUUUCUUCUCAACAAGUGUUCAGAGAGUUGCACUUUCCACUGUGGUGAACAUAUGCAAGAGGUUUCCUUCUGAAUGCUCUUCCUGUUUCAUGGAGGCUGUUCCAAUAUUUUGCAAUCUACUCCAGUAUGAGGAUCGACAGCUGGUUGAAAGUGUAGUUACUUGCUUGAUUAAAAUAGUAGAUCAAGUCAGCCAGUCAUCAGAGAUGCUGGAUGAACUUUGCAGGCAUGGGCUAAUUCAGCAAACAACACAUCUUAUUAACUUGAAUGGCCGAACUACAGUAUCCCAGUUAAUUUACAAUGGUUUGAUUGGAUUACUUGCAAAACUCUCUUCUGGUUCAGUUUUAGCUUUCAGGAUUCUUUAUGAUCUUAACAUUAGCAACAUUUUGAAAGAUAUAUUGUCUGCUAAUGACCUCUCACAUGGGAUGGCAUCUACCCAUAUUAUUGAUGGACACAUCAAUCAGGUACAUGAAGUUCUGAAACUGCUAAAUGAGCUUCUUCCUGUGAAAGCUGGAGAUGAAGGUGCUCCGCUGAGGUUGGAGAAGGAAUCCUUUUUAGCAAGUCACCCUGACCUUCUGCUAAAAUUUGGAAAGGAUAUACUUCCUAGCUUGAUCCAGGUGGUUAAUUCUGCUUCUAGUAUGUAUGUUUGCUAUGGCUGCCUAUCUGUGAUUAACAAGUUAGUUUGCUUGAGCAAGUCUGACAUGCUUGUUGAAUUACUUAGGAGUGCCAACAUAUCAAGCUUCCUGGCUGGGGUGUUUACUCGAAAGGACCAUCAUGUGCUUGUAGUAGCAUUACAUAUCACUGAAGUGAUCCUGCAGAAGCAUUCUGAUACUUUCUUGAACUCUUUCAUCAAAGAAGGAGUCUUUUUUGCUAUUAAAGCACUGAGGACACCAGGAAAAUGUCCACAACUGAACUUCCCAGUAUUUAGUGGCGUCCAACUUUCAGCUGACUCUGGGCAGAGGUCAUCUACAAGGGAGGUUCUGAGAUGCUUAUGUUUUGCAUUUGAUACCAGUCAAUUUCCUUCACCUUCACAGCCAGGAAUUUGCAAGCUUGAAAAGGAUUCUGUAUGCGCACUUGCAAAUCGUAUUAGAACCACAUACUUUGACCCUGACAUGUUUGACUCAGAGAAAGGGCUGACUGAUAUCCUGCAAAAUCUCAGAACUUUUUCUUCUGCUUUGCAUGAUCUCAUGAUUGUGUCCAUUGAUCAUGAUGCUAGUGGUCAACACGAAGAGAAGUUUUAUUUUAUAUUACAUCAGAUUAUGGAAAAGCUUAACGGGGAAGAGCCUGUUUCCACAUUUGAAUUUAUUGAAAGUGGAAUUAUGAAAUCAUUAGUGAAUUAUUUGUCUGAUGGUCUCUAUCUGAGAGAUGACGUCGAAUUUCAUGGUGGAUGUAGCCAUCCAAAUGUUGUGGCAAAAAGAUUUGAGGUGUUUGCAAGGCUGCUUUUGUCUUCUUCUGACUUCUCAAGCAAUGGGUUGGCUUUAGCCUCAUUGAUACAGAAACUACAUGGUGCACUAUCUUCUUUGGAAAAUUUCCCAGUUAUUUUAAACCAUACAUACAAACAGAGAAAUUCAUUUGCUACUGUGCCAAAUGGGCGUUGCACUAUGUAUCCAUGUCUAAGAGUUCAUUUUAUUAGAGGGGAAGAUGAGACAGACCUUAGUGAUUACUCCAAGGAUUUUGUGACAGUUGAUCCUUUUUUGUCAUUAGAUGCCAUUGAAGGAUUCUUGUUUCCUAAAGUCAGCUUAGAAAGAACCGAAUGUGUUGAACCAUUGCCAUCAAAGGCGAGUUCAAGCAAAGGUGAAAGUUCGGGUCUCAUGGAGACUGACAGGGCAGCAACUGAUAUACCUGAGAUGAAGAUUGUUGUAGAAGAUGAUGCUAAGGUAUCAGAUCAAAGUUCUGAGCAAGCAGAAAAUGUGAGACAAUCAAAUUCUGGAGAUACAUCCUUAGACGAACUGGAUUCUACAAAGCAAGAUACACAUUUUUCUCAUGAUAUAAAUCACAAUUUGAGAACCAAGCUGCCUGAAACAUCUAGCAAGGACAAUGCUUCCCCGAGACUGUUAUUUUUCCUAGGUGGUCAUCAACUGGAUCGGUCUUUGACUCUUUUCCAAGCAAUCCUCCAACAACAAUUGAAAUCAGAACAUGAGAUUUUUACUGGGGCCAAAGUUUGGAGUCAAGAAUACACAAUAACCUAUAGAAGAGCUGUUGAACGUGCCGAGCCUGAAGCAUCUCUGUGUUCAGGACGAAAUUCUCUUGUGUCUGAUGAAGUUGGGGUGUAUCUGAAAGAUAUCCCAUUAUUUUUUCUGAGCAUGUGUGUUUGUGGACUUGCCUCUGAUCUAGAUAAGUCCAGCCCUACGUAUGAUGUACUGUUUCUGCUCAAGGUUUUGGAAGGCAUGAAUAGAUUUUCAUUUCAUCUGAUGACUCUUGACAGAGUGCAUGCUUUUGCCGAAGGAAGACUUGACAAUUUGGAUAAUCUGAAGGUAGCAGUUUGUUCAGUGGCACAAAAUGAGUUUGUGAGCAAUAAGUUAUCAGAGAAACUAGAACAGCAAAUGCGGGAUAUCCUUGCUGUUUCUGUUGGUGGAAUACCACCAUGGUGUAAUCAGUUAAUGUCUUCUUGCCCUUUUUUAUUUAGCUUUGAGGUUAAAUGUAAAUAUUUCCACCUGGCAGCAUUUGGUCCACGCCAAUUUCAGUUUCACCCUCAUAAUAAUUCAGGUGCCCUGAGUGAAGGGCUUGCAACAGUUGGAGUUUUACCUCGUAAAAAGUUUUUGGUAUCACGGGAUCGGGUUCUAGAGUCUGCUGCCCGAAUGAUGGACCAAUAUGCUCAUCGCAAGGUACUUAUUGAAGUGGAAUAUAAUGAAGAAGUUGGUACUGGUCUUGGUCCAACCUUGGAAUUCUACACCCUUGUUAGUAAUGAGUUUCAGAAAGAAGGCCUAGGUAUGUGGAGGGAGGAUCAUAGUUUCUUUACCGGUAGAUUAAGUGAAGAUUUAGGAGCGAUUUCGUCUCCGUUCGAACUUUUUCCACGUCCAUGGUCAUCUGCAUCAAAUACAUGUGACGGGACACAGUUCUUUGAAGUACUGAAAAAGUUUGUCCUUUUGGGACAAAUUGUAGCAAAGGCUCUUCAAGAUGGAAGGGUUUUGGAUCUCCCCUUCUCCAAAGCCUUCUAUAAGGUUAUUCUUGGGCAGGUACUCUUCUGGUUUCUGAAUUGUUGAGCAGUGUUAUUAUAA